AUUCUAGAUAACUGGGCUCUUCUCUUCGCUCAGAAGCUGGCACUGAAAAACGAAAUUCCGCUUCAUGUGUGCUUCUGCCUGAAGCCCAGAUUCAUGGAAGCAACUAUCAGGCAUUACAAGUUCCUGCUUAAAGGUCUUGAAGAAGUGGCUGAAGACUGCAAAAAGCUGAACAUUCAGUUCAAUUUUCUGAUUGGAGAUGGUGAGAGAGUACUGCCCGGUUUUGUUGAGAAGAACUCAAUUGGAGCUGUAGUAGUUGACUUUAUGCCCUUGAAGGGACCCAUGAGCUGGGCUGAGCAGCUCAAAAAGACACUACCCAAGGAUGUACCGCUUUGCCAGGUUGAUGCACACAACAUUGUUCCCUGCUGGAUAGCAUCUGAUAAGCAAGAGUACGGGGCCAGAACCAUUCGCAAUAAAAUCAACAACAAACUCAAAGAGUAUUUGACAGAAUUUCCCCCUCUCAUCAAACAUAAAUAUGGCCAAGUUAAAGACGAGGUUAUCGACUGGGAAGGUGGUGAGAAAACUUUAGAGGUGGACAGGUCAGUUGAGCCUGUGACGUGGCUGACUCCCGGCUACAGAGGAGCCAUUCAGAUGCUCGACUCGUUCAUCAACAAGCGACUCAAGAAGUUCUCCACCAAAAGGAAUGACCCCACAGUUGAUGCUUUGAGCAAUCUCUCGCCUUAUUUCCAUUUUGGACAAAUGUCAGUGCAGCGUGCAAUCCUGACUGUGAGGGAGCACAGAAGUAAAGCUCCGGAGUCAGUGGAUGCGUUUUGCGAAGAAGCCAUCAUCAGACGAGAGCUUGCCGACAACUUCUGUUUCUAUAAUAAGAACUACGACAACAUCAAUGGAUGCUUCGAUUGGGCCAAGAAAACAUUGAAUGAUCACAGGAAAGAUAAACGAGAAUACAUCUACACAAAAGAAGAACUGGAAAACGCAAAAACUCAUGAUGAUUUGUGGAAUUCAGCAGAGGUGCAGUUGUUGAAAGAGGGAAAAAUACAUGGUUUCCUGCGAAUGUACUGGGCAAAGAAGAUUCUUGAAUGGACGACUUCCCCUGAAGAAGCACUUGAAAUUUCUAUUUAUCUGAAUGAUAAAUACAGUAUGGAUGGCAGAGAUCCCAAUGGUUUCGUUGGGUGUAUGUGGUCGAUAUGUGGAAUACACGAUCAAGGCUGGGCAGAAAGAAACGUAUUUGGUAAGAUAAGAUACAUGAAUUAUGCUGGUUGUAAAAGGAAAUUCGAUGUAGCCGCAUUUGUUGCAAGGUAUGGAGGUAAGAGUUACCCCUACAAAAAAUCAAAAUAAUUACCUCAAGAUUUAUUUUCUUUGAUCAGUAUUAAAUAAUCAAAGGUAUACGGUAUGAUUAGUUUCUCUUCUAGAAUUCGAUUUGCAUUUCUAUUUUUAUUGUGUUGCGUUUAGAGUUUUUGUUUUCGAUUGAAGAAAACAUUUUUGGCAAUAAUUUUACUCUAGUUGGACUGUUUGUGAUUUCUAAUAUGACCAUUGAUGGAAAAUAUCUGUUGUGGAUUGUUUAGUGGCCUUACUGCCUUAAAGUACAAAAUAGAUUAAAUUAAUGUAUUAAUGCACAACAUAAUUAUCAUGUAUUCUCUUUAUUCGUAGUAAGAUCUUGUAGAUGUGUGUCAUAUAUUGUCAUUCAAUGGCAAAUUUUUCACUAUAAUAACUUGAAAAACGUUUGUUAUAAUUUUUUAUAUUUUUUAAAAAUAUAUAAAUCUUUUACAUAUCGAAUAGUUUAUUUUCCUUGGUCAUUGAGACAGAUCAUCGAACACAUUUUAAAUUCCUCUUAUAGUGAACAAUUUUUUGUUUCUGUGAAAGCUUGAACUCGACAUGAAAUAACUCAUUUAUAAAAUUGGAAAGCGGGUUGGCGGUUCAUUUGAUACUGCACUCCAUCCUCUUGAAUUAUUCAGUCGCCUUUUAGUACUAUUCCCACUAUUUUAGUCCGUUAUUUUCAUUUGAAGCAGCUGCAUUUUGGUCUUUUCUGAGCUUCAAAGAACAUGUAUUCC
Nilaparvata lugens (brown planthopper) is the source of this 2006-nucleotide messenger RNA. RefSeq names its product deoxyribodipyrimidine photo-lyase (gene phr). The record is from RefSeq and is a predicted model, not a curated record. Lineage: Eukaryota; Metazoa; Arthropoda; Insecta; Hemiptera; Delphacidae. The annotation marks the transcript as partial. Gene Ontology annotation, molecular function: deoxyribodipyrimidine photo-lyase activity. The transcript has 7 exons. Gene Ontology annotation, biological process: photoreactive repair.